AUGAGCCACAGUGAAAAACCUUCAGAGCAACAGGAUGAGACAGAGACUGAAAUACACAAGGACGACAAACUUCACCCAGAGGACUGUAACGGUAAGGAUGAUCAGGGGAAAGAUUUACUCAAGACGAGUCAGACGGAGAAAAGGUCGGUCAGCCCGCUCACUCUUUUCAAAGAGGACUUCAGCCAGUUCAAGGAAGGACUGUUGAAAGUGUUCAAGGACAAAGACACAAAUCCUAAAACAGCACAGCCACCAGAAAAGCCGAUCAACACUCUGACUCUGCUCAAAGAGGACUUGACUCAUUUGAAAGAAGACAUCUCCAGCAUCUUCAGAAUCGGCCUUUCAAAGGAGCAUGAAGACAAAGAUGGUGCUGCAAAGCUGGACUCCUCCAACGCUGUCAAGGUAAAAGCCACUGAAGCUGAAAGAAGUGACGAGUCCCUCCUGAAUCUGUUCAAGAGAGGUAAUCUUUCAAAGAUUACCCAAAAAACAAACGAUAGUCAGGAAGUUAGGAAGACACUCUCAGUAAAUGCAGAGGAACAAACGGAUAAUGGAUUUACGAACAAAAACCCAAUUAGCACUGAGGAAACUAAUAACAAUACGACGGAGAGGCUGAACGACUCAGACGACAGCAAGCUGGAUGCAAAUGUUUCCCAGGAGGUAACUGAGAGGAGGAAGGCUUCCUCUGAAACACAACAGAGCCAGGAGGCGAUGCAUGCAUCAGAGAAAGUUAAUCAGUUAAGUGAGAACGGGAAGGGGGGACAUGACUCGUCAGCGGCGUCAGGAGAGGAAGAAGAUGAACCUUCAGAAACAGUUCAGUGUCCUUUGAUGUCUAAGCUCACUUUCAACGCUGUGGGAAACACCGACAAAGAAGACCUCAAGGAGUUGCCAGGAGGACACCUGUGGGCACUGAAAAACUUUGCCUACUACCUGACCUUUGACCCCAACACUGCCAACUCUGAGAUCCUUCUAACUGACAGUAACAGGAAGGCAACUCGUGUCUGGUCAGACCAUCAAUACUCAGAGCAUCCAGAGCGGUUUGAGUUCUGUCCUCAGGUCCUGUGCAGGGAGGGACUGCUCGACAAGGUGUACUGGGAGGUGGAGUGGAGAGGUGGCGCUGACAUCGGUGUCACCUACAACAACAUCUCUAGAGAUGGAGACACGGUGAACUGCCUGCUGGGACACAACGAGCGUUCCUGGACUCUGGAGUGCGCAGAGGGAAGCUACACUCCGUGUCACAACAGAAAGAGGUUAAAGUCACUCUCACCCGAGAACUUCACCCACAGAAUUGGUAUCUAUCUAAACUGGCCUGCUGGCGCUCUAUCCUUCUACUGCGUCUCUCAGGACAUGAUGGUCCACCUCCACACUUUCAGCUGCACCUUUACUGAGCCACUGUACCCGGGGUUCUGGGUGUGGGCAUACAACGGCUCAGUGUCUCUCUGUCAUGUGGAGCUAGAGUGGGAACAUGCACUAAAGUGACAACAGGAUGACCCCAGGAUACCCAGAUGAGACUUUUUUCAUGGCUGAGAGCAUCAUGUGGAGUUAUUCAUCAGUGUUAUUCACUGUUGGAGCAAUGCAGUCUCCCUCCAUGCUGUAGGAGAACUUCUGAGGGCAAAUUUUCAGGAGAGUGGGACGAUGGCGCGGGGCUUCAGAGGUAGAUUGGGGGCGGGGUUUCAGAAGUUGGACAAUGCAGUGAGAGCAGAGAUGCAAAAACUAUACCCACAGCUUUGCAAAUAACACAUUAUGUGAUGAAACAUCAAACUACAUUGAUAUAAACACGACUUCCUUAUUCUGUCUGAAUUUAUGCUGAUAUCUUUUCAAAAAUCAUGACACUGGA
Molecule: messenger RNA, 1831 nt
Organism: Pelmatolapia mariae (spotted tilapia)
Lineage: Eukaryota; Metazoa; Chordata; Actinopteri; Cichliformes; Cichlidae
Product: E3 ubiquitin-protein ligase RNF135-like
Exons: 4
Coding region: 1-1473 (490 amino acids)
Molecular function (GO): protein binding
Source: RefSeq, a predicted model, not a curated record